AUGCGGGAGGGGAGCGCAGCCAGCCGCGACGCGGAGAACCGGACAGGAGGCGAGCCCCCGCUGCACCUGUUUCCCGCACCCGUGCUCACAGGCAUCACGGUCGCCUGCAUCCUCCUGUUCGUCAUCGGGAUCAUUGGCAACCUCAUGACCAUGCUGGUGGUGUCACGGUUCCGGGACAUGAGGACCACCACCAACUUCUACCUGUCCAGCAUGGCCUUCUCCGACCUGCUCAUCUUCCUCUGCAUGCCCCUGGACCUCUUUCGCCUCUGGCAGUAUCGGCCCUGGAAUUUCGGAGAUCUCCUCUGCAAGCUUUUCCAGUUCAUCAGCGAGAGCUGCACCUACUCCACCAUCCUCAACAUUACUGCCCUUAGCGUGGAGCGGUAUGUUGCCAUCUGCUUUCCCCUUCGAGCUAAAGUGAUCAUCACCAAGGGGAAGGUCAAGCUGGUCAUCCUUUUCCUCUGGGCCAUCUCCUUCAUUAGUGCUGGACCCAUCUUCAUCUUGGUGGGGGUCGAGCACGAGAAUGGCACAAACCCCCUGAGCACCAACGAGUGCCGAGCCACAGAGUAUGCCAUCCGCUCAGGGCUCCUCACAAUCAUGGUCUGGACCUCCAGCAUCUUCUUUUUCCUGCCUGUGUUUUGCCUGACUGUGCUGUACAGCCUCAUUGGGAGGAAGCUCUGGAGGAGAAAGAGAAAGAACAUUGGUCCAAACACUGUCAUCAGGGAUAAGAACAACAAGCAAACUGUGAAAAUGUUAGUUGUGGUGGUAUUUGCCUUCAUACUCUGCUGGUUGCCUUUUCACGUAGGACGAUAUUUAUUUUCCAAAUCCUUUGAAGCUGGAUCCUUGGAGAUAGCAGUGAUCAGCCAGUACUGCAAUUUGGUGUCCUUUGUCCUCUUCUACCUUAGCGCAGCCAUCAACCCCAUCCUCUACAAUAUCAUGUCAAAGAAGUACCGGGUUGCUGCCUGCCGCUUGUUUGGACUCAAACCCCUUCCAAAGAAAAGACUCUCCAGCACAAAGCAAGAAAGUUUGCGUGUUUGGACAGAACCAAGUGUUAUCACAUGA
Molecule: messenger RNA, 1059 nt
Organism: Melopsittacus undulatus (budgerigar)
Lineage: Eukaryota; Metazoa; Chordata; Aves; Psittaciformes; Psittaculidae
Gene: GHSR
Product: growth hormone secretagogue receptor
Exons: 2
Coding region: 1-1059 (352 amino acids)
Biological process (GO): G protein-coupled receptor signaling pathway; hormone-mediated signaling pathway
Cellular component (GO): plasma membrane
Molecular function (GO): growth hormone secretagogue receptor activity
Source: RefSeq, a predicted model, not a curated record